This is a messenger RNA of Daucus carota subsp. sativus, 1319 nucleotides long. RefSeq lists its product as uncharacterized. The record is from RefSeq and is a predicted model, not a curated record. Bases 87 to 1127 code for a protein of 346 amino acids. NCBI's taxonomy places the organism in Eukaryota, Viridiplantae, Streptophyta, Magnoliopsida, Apiales, Apiaceae. Gene Ontology annotation, molecular function: lipase activity. Gene Ontology annotation, cellular component: lipid droplet. The transcript is spliced from 13 exons. Gene Ontology annotation, biological process: lipid storage.
AAUCUACUUGAGUUCCUUCAGAACUAUUGAACAGUGAACUAAUAAUAGUAAUAAAAUAAUACAAGUAUAUAAUAACAAGCAGCAACAUGUUGUUUAAGAGCUUGCUCUCUCCGUGCGCUCGAGCUCGCUCUUUCUCACUCCUCAUCCACUCCAGGUCCAUCUCUGCGAUGAAGAGCAGAGCUAAUUUAGAGAUGGAUCGUGGAAAUUUGAAUUUAAUUCCUCCGAGAAAACACACUGCUACAAUUCGACUAUCCAAUGUCUCAGGGCGUCAGGCGGAUUUACUGGAAAUUUAUGCGAAAAAUCCUACGUUGCACGUUCUGUUCAUUCCUGGAAAUCCAGGGGUCAUAUCAUUUUAUACCGACUUUCUUGAGUCAUUGUAUGAGUUGCUUGGAGGAACUGCAUCAAUUACAGCUAUUGGACAGAUAGCACAGACGAAAAGGAAUUUGGAGCGUGGAAGGUUAUAUUCAUUGGAGGAGCAAAUUGAACAUAAGUUGGAUUUCAUCAAGCAGGAACUUAACAACAUUGAAGUCCCUAUAGUACUGAUUGCACACUCCAUUGGAUGUUAUAUAUCUAUCGAGCUACUAAGAAGAUCUUCAGCCAAGGUGAUAUAUUGCAUUGAGCUGUAUCCAUUUCUUGAGAUAAACAAAAGAUCUUCCCAGCAAUCUGUCAUUCGAAAAGUUGCAGCAUCUCCAUUUUUGUGUGCUACACUUAGUUCUAUUGUGGCAUUGUUGGGAUUACUGCCUGCUAACGUCACCAGAUAUUUGGUGCGAAAUAGCGUCGGAAAGUCAUGGUCUUCUACUGCUGUUGAUGCUCUCUGCGACAAUCUUCUUCAGUAUAAUGUUAUGCAAAACGUCUUUUUCAUGGCAAGAACAGAGUUCAUAAAGCUGUUAGAGCCACCAGACUGGGCGUUCCUGAGGGAUAAACGAAAUCAAAUUGCAUUUUUAUUUGGAGAUGAUGAUCACUGGGGACCACUGGAAAUGUCUGAAGAGAUUGCAAAGCAAGUCCCAAAUGCUCAUCUAGUAAUUGAGCGGGAAGGCCACACUCACGCUUUCUCCUGUACAGAGAAGGGUUCGGUAUGGGUUGCUCAACAUGUAGCUAGAUUGAUCAAGAAACAAAUAUCAAAUUAAGGUCCAUCAGGUAAACGUUCUAUGCCUAGAUAGCAAUUCGCCAGAAUUUAUGUAAUGAAGACUAAUUUUAUUAGACGGGAGCACACCGCAACUCUAAAUUGCUGGUUUCAAAGUUACCUUAGAAUCUAAUUUAUCGAUGUCAUUUAAAGGAUUUCUAUUUUCAUAAAAUAAAAAGAAAUUUGUGUUCAGUUA